AUGAAGCUGUCGCUCCUUAGUGCCAUCGCUGCGUUUGCGUGCACGGUUGCCGCAAAUCCAACCAACCGGACCAUCACGGGCAUCGACGGCCGCGCCCGCACGUUCGAAGAAGUCGCGCUCAUUCAAGACGACGCCGACACGAACCGCAAGUGCCACCAACAAAACGGCAACUACAUUGGGUCGCUCAAAGCGGGACAGUAUGCGGCGAGCGCGUUCCACAAGUGUUUUCGCACGUUGGCGCAAAUCUACGAGUUCACCGACGCCGUGGCGGCGCAAAAUCCGUCGCUGGUGACGAAAUUCGCCGUCUCGAAAUCGUUCAAGGGAAAGACGAUCUACGGCUACAAGUUGUCCAAGGGCAACAAGCAGUCGUUGUACUUUCAAGCCCAGCAACACGCCCGCGAAUGGAUCGCAGGGUCGUCGAUCGUGUAUUCAUUCGCGUCCAUCCUCGACGACAUUGCCAACAACCGCCCGACCGCCGCGGACUCGUACAACUUGUACUUUGUCCCGAUCGUCAACAUCGACGGGUACGACAUGACGUGGACCGGCAAUCGGUACCAGCGGAAAAGCGCCAACGAAGUCGACUUGAACCGGAACUGGCCGACGCCCAACCCGAAUCCGUACCCGCCCCCCAAGCAUGACGAGACGUAUCCGGGUCCGAAUCCUUUUAGCGAGCCCGAGACGGCUGGCAUCAACUCGUGGCUUCAAACCAAGCGCAGCGAAAUCGCCGGGUACAUCGAUAUCCACGCGUAUGCUGGGUUGAUUUUGUACGCAUUCGGCGACACGUCGCAACCGAUUGGGGGCGGCUACAAUGCCAAGUUCCAAACGCUCGGUCGCGGCAUGCAAAACGUGAUGGGCGCGUAUUCGCAACAGCCCGCGUACCAGCUGUAUCUGGCCUACGGCGUGUUUCCGGACUACGCGUUCCGCGAGUUUAAAAAGCCGGCCGUCACGAUUGAGAUUGUCGGGUACGACUUUGUCGCGCCGGCGUCGACGAUUCCCACGCGCGGGCUCGAGAUUUACAAAGGCAUCAACCAAUUUGCCAAGGAAGUGACCGUGUUCAACGGCAACUCGCCCAUCACGCCGACCCCCAAGCCGACCGUGCGCACGACGACUCGCAUGCCGACCACCACCAAACCCAAAACGACGACUCGCCGCCCCCGCGCCGUCGACGAUGCCGUGGCGGACGACGACGUGCCAUUCCUUGUCGGAGAUGCUGCAUCGUCGGAUGCCGGCGAUAGCAUUGUUGGGUAG
This is a messenger RNA of Aphanomyces invadans, 1248 nucleotides long. RefSeq lists its product as hypothetical. Bases 1 to 1248 code for a protein of 415 amino acids. The record is from RefSeq and is a predicted model, not a curated record. Gene Ontology annotation, biological process: proteolysis. Gene Ontology annotation, molecular function: zinc ion binding; metallocarboxypeptidase activity. The transcript has a single exon. NCBI's taxonomy places the organism in Eukaryota, Oomycota, Saprolegniomycetes, Saprolegniales, Verrucalvaceae.